AGAAAGGUGAAUUAUCUCUUAUAAAAAAAAUCAAAAAAAAUAACUAAUUUUCUUUCAAUUUUAAUUAGUUGAACGUACAUUAGAUUGAGAUCGAACAUGCUUAAUUAAAUUAUUCUAAUGAUAUCAAACCAUGGCGGUGAUUUUCUUCUCUUAUAUAAAUACAUAUGUUGUAUAUCACAAAAUGGAAAGGCUUAAAAACAAUAAGUCAUGGAGUACCAAAUACUUGUAAUAUUGAUUACUUUUAUGUGUGCAAGCAUUUUCAUCUUCAUUUUUAGAAAACUAAGCCAAACACAAAACUCUACAAAACUUCCACCAGGGCCAAACCCACUUCCCAUUUUAGGAAACAUCUUAGAACUUGGCAAAAACCCACACAAGACACUCACAAAACUGUCUCAAAUCUAUGGACCAAUCAUGACACUUAAACUAGGAGCAAGAACAACUAUAGUAAUCUCAUCACCACAACUAGCCAAACAAGUCUUACAUGAAAAUUCUCAAAUAUUUUCUAAUAGAACUGUCCCACAUGCAAUUUGUGCGGUAGAUCAUAACAAAUUUUCAGUUGGGUGGGUUCCAACUUUAGCUUUGUGGAAGAAACUAAGAAAAGUUUGUGCUACAAAAGUAUUUGCUACAAAAAUGCUAGAAUCAACAAAAAUUCUUCGCCAACAAAAGUUGCAAGAAUUAUUGAAUUAUGUGAAUGAAAAAUGCAAGAAAGGUGAGGGUUUUGAUAUUGGUGAGGUUGUUUUUACAACUGUUCUUAAUUCAAUUUCAAACACAUUAUUUUCUAUGGAUUUGGCUCAUUCCACACCUGAUGAAAAGUCUCAAGAGUUUAAGAACAUUAUUUGGGGUAUCAUGGAAGAAGCUGGUAAGCCUAAUAUUUCAGAUUUCUUUCCAAUUCUUAGUCCCUUAGAUCCACAAGGUUUGUAUGGAAGGAUGACCAAUCAUAUGAAGAAGUUGUGUGAGAUUUUUGAUGGAAUUAUUGAAGAUAGAAUUUGUUCAAGAGCUUCCAAAGUUGAUUAUGAGGUUUGCAAUGAUGUGCUAGAUUCACUUCUUAAUAACAACAAUAUUGAAGAAUCAACUUUUGAAUUGAGUCGCAAUGAGAUGGUGCAUCUAUUUCUGGACUUAUUUGUUGCUGGGAUUGACACAACAUCAAGUAUAAUUGAAUGGAUUAUGGCAGAGCUACUACGAAACCCUGACAAAUUAACAAAAGCAAGAAAAGAGCUAUGUCAAAUAAUUGACAAAGAUGAAACAGUUGAAGAAUCACAUAUUUCUAAGUUACCUUAUUUACAAGCAGUUGUGAAGGAAACAUUGAGAUUGCACCCACCAAUUCCAUUAUUGUUACCUCACAAGUGUGAUGAAAAUGUGAACAUAUUAGGCUUCAAUGUGCCAAAAAAUGCACAAGUAUUAGUUAAUGUGUGGGCCAUGGGAAGAGAUCCAAUCAUUUGGGAAAAUCCUAAUAUAUUCAUGCCUGAAAGAUUUUUGGAGUGUGAUAUUAAUUAUAAGGGUAAUAAUUUUGAGCUUAUACCCUUUGGGGCUGGCAGGAGAAUUUGUCCAGGGUUGCCAUUAGCUCAUAGGACUGCACAUUUAAUGGUGGCAUCCCUUCUACACAACUUUGAAUGGAAUCUUGCUGAUGGGCUAAUGCCAGAACACAUGAACAUGGAUGAACAAUUUGGAUUAACCUUAAAAAGGGUUCAAUUUCUUCGAGUUCAAGCUAUUUCAUUAGCUUAGAUGGAUAUGUUGCAAAACUUUAUACUAUAAUAAAGGCCAAUGCUUAAUUUACGAACGCAUACGUGAAGAAAGCGAAAAACAAAUCUCAUCCGUUGGUUUUGUUCCCAACUGCCCUUUGUAUUCCACUGCAUCCCUUUAUUUUUAUCUUUAUCCUUCUUUCCAAGAGCAAUUGUUGUGUUUCUUGCUCAUUGUUUUCGUAGAAAUUAAUGACUUUGGUGGUAAUCGAUUUUAAUAUAUUAGUAGUAGAUUUCCUAAAA
This is a messenger RNA of Trifolium pratense (red clover), 1979 nucleotides long. Its product is annotated as cytochrome P450 76T24-like. The record is from RefSeq and is a predicted model, not a curated record. NCBI's taxonomy places the organism in Eukaryota, Viridiplantae, Streptophyta, Magnoliopsida, Fabales, Fabaceae. The transcript is spliced from 2 exons. Gene Ontology annotation, molecular function: iron ion binding; monooxygenase activity; oxidoreductase activity, acting on paired donors, with incorporation or reduction of molecular oxygen. Bases 208 to 1722 code for a protein of 504 amino acids.